CAUCUUCCGUGAAUAUAACAAUUUGCUAGUUAAUUUGGAACUUUGCUAUCUACGCUGCAAAAUAUCGGAAAACACACUUGAUAAAUAGAAUUAAAUAUAUGCCGAAAAAUCUCAUGAACUGUUGGACCUACAAAUUCACGGCCUAGAUUUGUGUUUUUACGGAAUUACUGUGCCGCAUCUCAGAGUGUCUCGAAAGUUGGGAAUGUCAAAUUCUCUCUAAUUGACAGUUUGUACUUGUCAAAAUAAUUAUCGGUUUUAGCCAGUUUUCUUAAUUUACACAGACACACACAACAUCGAGUGAAUCUACAAUGUGAAUUAUAACUUUCAGUGAUUCUUUUAAUUAUAAAAAGGAUUUAUUCUAAUAACUACUGUGAUCACUGUCAAAAAGGUGCUACCGUCCAACUUGGAAGUUUAUUGUGUUUACACUUUUUCGAAAUCAACUUUUUACACGUAUGCUCUCAAUUUUAUCGUGACAUUAUCUUUUAAGAAAAUAUGGAGAAAUUUGCCAUCGAUUUGGACAAAGUGCUCGAUGAGUUUGAAUUCAAUGAAGACCGAGCCGAACAAGUUGCAUCAGUAGCACCAAGACACAUCGGACCCUCAGCAAUUCCAGCUCAGGGUCUUGUUCCAAAAACAUACAACCGUCCAACAAGUUCAACAGCAAUCGCAAAUGAGGAUCUGAAUGUCAUUCCUCCACCUGAAAGACACAAAGACGAAAGACCGAUUCCUGAUGACUCCUCGGCGCGAAACGAAAGGGAACGGAUAAAUGACAACCUUGCGAGUUUUCGAAAAACCGAGCUAAAACUAGACAACGUCGACUCUGUCAAUCAUUUUUACAAGCACGGCAAUCUCAGCGACAGCAAAAUUCAUCCCAAGCAAUGCGUCGAGUCUCAGUCUCUUGAUGCGGAACCAGUUUCCAUAAUCCACAAUGACAUAUCUCAAAAACUCCUGCAGAAAAAAUUAAACGACAACAUCAACACAAAGAUGCACAACAGCUUCGACAAAUUAAAUCAAUCCAGCAUCAAGCCCAGUGUUGGAAGUGUUUUUAGCAGUCUGAACGAAUAUAUAAACGCUCCGAGCGCAAGUCUAGUCCAAGAGUCAAAUUCUAAUGACUCGGAAAAUCUGGAUUUGCGACGCGACGAGUCCGUCCUCAAAAUAGAAUCGACAGACUGCACUGUCAUCAAAAAUAUAACAACUGACACCGGCAGUAUAAGUGUGAUAAAAAACGAUAUUGGAACUGCUGCAAGUAUUGUACCAAAAUUAUCAAAUGCCGUCUCCCUUCCACCGAAAUACCAGAAUAUUCUUCUGCCCAUAAAGCUAGAAUCGUGCAUUGAAAAACCGAGCAAUGUCGCGAUUGCAGAGACAGUACUGGUUUUGCCGGAAACGAGCAAGACAAACAACAAACCAGUCCAGACGGAAAAAGCGGAGAAGGAGGCCAAAAGUAUCAUUGAUGGGCCAGAGCACGUUUACGAGAAUGUUUAUAUUGGCACGGACAUUCCCAAAACUCGGGAAACUUACACUGCCGUUAAAUCCAAGAAACCGAAAGAAAAACCGGAAAUUGCCGAGGAGCGACUGGACUCGGAUCUGAAACACACUUAUGAAAAUGUUGAGUUUGCAGGAAAGCAAGAUCUUGAUGAUGAUCCUCCAGCCUACGAGUGUAUUUACAUUGGAGGGGAAAAUGUUCCCGAGACGACGACAGAACUGGAAAUCGCGGCCAAGAAAAUGGACGAAUUUUACGCCGGCAAAAGUCAGGAACAGCCGGAAACCAAGGGCAGCAACACCACUCGAUUAGUUUUCCAGACUGUUCAGUUAAAUGCGCCGCCAGCCGAGCACAAACCUGUCGGAUUCGGGAACAUUGACGACCUCUCCGAGGAGGAAUUGAAUCGCUAUUUGGCGGAAUUGGAAGCGGAGGAGCGAGCAAAUGAAGCGGCAGGUACCGAAAGUAUCGACAAAUUUCAGAAUAAGGACGACGAGGAUGCGAAUGAGGCGCCAAUUUUUGAGAGUGUCACUAUCGGACAAUUGCCGAGUGUCUCGGAAAAAGAUUUGCAGCAAAAGGCCAAGAAAUUCCCGGUGAUUGACUACAGCAAGGGCGAGGGCUCGAGCGAUUUUUUAUCCAAGAAAGGUUCGGAAAAAUUUCUCGAACCUAUAAAGCCUAUUUCGAAAGCAAAGGACGAGGACGAGGGAAGGGUAAGAAAAAGUAAGAGGACGAACGAGAAGGUGAACAAGUCUUCCGACAGUGUUGAUCUGGGUCAACAAGUUUCAAAAACUGAGGAAGAGAGGCUGGUGGAGGAACGAGUUGUUGCGCAGAAUGAGGAAAAUGGAGAUUGCAGUUUGGAGGAUUGUGUUGAGGACGAGGUAUUGUCGAGUGGGAAAAAUACUCAAGAGGAGGAGAAUUUAGAGAGUAGUAAGUGUCCGGAGAGUGAUUUUCAGGAAUCGAGUCUGGAGCCGAGUGGUCAAGUGGAGAAUCCCGAUUUAAAUCCUGACAAUAAAGAGACUAGCGGUGCAUUAAAUGUGAAUGAAACUUGUGGAGAGAAUGAAGAAAGUAGGAUUAGUGGUGAGGUGGAGGAUCUGGAUCGACCUGCAAGGCCGCAGACUUUGGAUAUCGUUUCAACUGUUGAUAUGACCGACUUUGCGGCUGGGUCGCAAGAGACAAUUCCUGUAGAGCAGCUGCAGCAAGUUCCUGAAGAUGAAGGAAAUGGAGAUCAAGUUCGUGCACCUUCUCCGGAUGUUUCCGAGAAUUCUUCCAUGGAUUCGGGAAUGGUGCUUGGCAAACAGCCACCCUUUUGGAUUCCCGAUAGCGAUGCACCGAAUUGUAUGCUCUGCGACGUCAAAUUCACGGUUAUCAAGAGGCGUCAUCAUUGCCGAGCUUGCGGAAAGGUGCUAUGUAGCAAAUGCUGUAGCAUGAAAUACAGACUGGAAUACCAAGGCAAUAUAGAUUCACGUGUUUGUCUACCUUGUCAUCAACUUUUAAUUAAAGCUGAAAGUGAACAAGAGUCCGGAGAUUGGCCUGGUUAUCCAAUCAACGCCAGUGGCCCAGGCAUCAAUUCCCCUCAGGGGAGACAGCCUAAUCCAAAUAAUCCGAUGGAGUACUGUUCAACCAUACCACCUUUGCAACAGUUGGUCGGUGGUUUGCCUCCAGCUCCAACUGUCAUGGUUCCCGUGGGAGUCCUCAAACGAGAGGGCAGUGCAAAACAGCGACCAGAGGGACAGAAAUCUGUCAUGUUUAGCGAUGGAAUAAGGCCUGGCUGUGACCUAACAGAGCUAGACACAUCCUGGGACCCUCGGCCGCCAUCGAAAAAGAUUGCAAGUAAGAGAAUUUCGGCUUCCGGAUUGCCUCUGUCUUCCAAUAUUACUAAGAAGCAGAAUCUCGCACCUUGGGAUCCACAGGAUCCGAAUGCGUUACCGCCCACUGUUACAAUUCACAAAGGACAAAUUACCUACCACGAUAUUUCGGACCAAAACAAUUUGAUCGCUUCGUUGAGGAACGAGUGCGAGCCUCCGGUGAUGUUUGCCAUCAAUCGAAACCUUUAUGCGUAUAUAAAAAUAAUUAACUUAAGCUGCUGCGUCAAUAGGAUAUGCUGGAAUAUCACAUCAAAGGGUCUUGCCUGUGUGGGACAGGACGAAGUUGUAUUUUUAAUAGAGACCUUGCCUGACGAGACGCAAAUUCCAAAGGACGUUCUCAUCCACAUCAAUCAGAUGUAUGUGGAGGCAACAAAAGGAAAUACGAUAACCGAAUACGGUGUGUCGAUACAUUCAAGUGGGAAUUUAUUAGGAUCUCGAGAACACGCAGGAUUUUUGUUCAUUCGACAAACUCUCCAGUGUCUACAGAAAAUUGUUCUUCCUCCAGCUCCUUUUCUUGUUGGUCUCUUGGUGCAUAGAUGGGAAACUCCCUGGGCAAAAGUGUUUCCGCUCCGUCUAGUUUUGCGCCUCGGUGCCGAGUAUCGUUAUUAUCCUUGCCCCUUAGUCUCUGUGCGCUUUAGGGACGCAGUUUACUUUGAAAUUGGCCACACAAUAAUGAAGGUUCUUGCGGACUUUCGAAACUUUGCCUACACUUUACCGUCUGUGCGUGGUUUGACGAUACACAUGCAGGACAGAACGACACUAGUUAGAUUUCCAAAAAACCGGUACGAUCAAGUUAUCAAGGGCUUGAACAAUUCAAACGACCAUGUCCUCGCCUUUGCGGCAAACUUCAGUGUUCAAGCGGAUUCGCAUUUGGUCUGCAUUCAGACAAAUUCCGAGGACGAGAGCAGUUAUCAAACCCAGGCGAUUAACAUCCAAAUUAAACCCAGAAAAGUAACUGGGGCCAGCUUUAUUGUUAUUAAUGGUGCAUUAAAAUCGUCUAUGGGACUUUCUGCAAAGUCGAGCAUUGUUGAAGAUGGACUGAUGGUGCAAAUAAUGCCGGAAAAAAUGGAGGCCUUGAAAGCUGCUCUUAAAAAUAUGCAAGACUUUACGAUAGGCUGCGGCCGUCAAGGAGCUCCUGAACCAGACGAGGUGGUCAACAUUAAAUGGAUUGAAAAUGAUGUUUUCUUCAAUUUAGGAGUAAAGAGUCCCAUCGAUGGUAAAGCCAUGGAUGGAAUUCCGUCAAUUAGGGUUCACAAUGGAAUCGAUUAUGUGGGAACAAGCAGGUUCAUUCGCUGGACUGAAGUAUUUAUAAUCAAGUCUGAUGAUCAUCCAACUGGUGUUCACGAUCCUGUAGACAUUAACAAAUUAUCGGAAAGUAUUGCUCGAGCAACUUGUGCGGCUCUCGUUAAAUUGUUGGAUCUUUUAGCAACGGCUGGACUCACAAAAAUCGCCGUCAGAACGACAACGAGUUAUAGUGAGGUUGGAUACGAAGCGGGGAGCGAAGGUACGCGACUACCUCCGAUUUACAUGAACAGUUUGGAUAACGAGCUAAUCCAGGUUUUGCAAAAGGCCGUACAAAGUAGUCAGGAUACUUAUACAGUCCUCGAAUUAGUCUUUUACAUACUGGAGUGUGUCUAGCUUUUCUCAUUUGCAACUAGGAAUUUUCUCGUAUGGGUAAUGUGCAAUUGACUCUUUUUUUAUACCUAUUUUUUUUUAUAAAUUCUUCGAGUUUAUUUUACACUGGUCCUUUUAAUUUUAAAACGCUGAAAUCCGAGCUUGAAAUUCACGUAGCUUAAGCUUUUUCCAAGCAAGACAUUUAUAUAGAUAUAAAAAAAAAAACAUCUCUGUAUCUAUUAAUAUUUUUGUAUAAGCCCUUUGUUUAUAUCAUUUGUUAUUGUUAUCGAAAUUUUGAAGCUUGAUUUUCUCAUUGUGAGUCGAUCGGCGAAAUCUAUUUUUGUGAAACGCUAGAAUGGAAAGUUAACGGUGGGGUUGCUAAAGACUGGCGUCGAAUCCUGAGAAAUACUUUUGUACAGUUUGAUUCUUUUAAGAAUUUAAUAUAAUAUUCGUUAUAUUGUCAUGCGUUACUAAUCAUUCUAAUAUAUGUAAUAUAAUAAUGUGGUAAAAGAAAAAGAUAUCAAGGCGUAAUCGUAGGUAAUUAUUUUAUUCUGCACGAUAUUUUCUCAGGAUAGCAGAAUUCCAAGAAUUAUUUCCGAGUUUUCCAGCAUCAGGAAGAAAAUCUUUGAUGAUGGAGGUGGUUUUGCGCAGUGUAAAUGUGAUAAUAGAGCAAAUAAAUUGUACAUAUUA
Messenger RNA from Belonocnema kinseyi, 5643 nucleotides. RefSeq names its product zinc finger FYVE domain-containing protein 16 (gene Sara). Bases 493 to 4977 code for a protein of 1494 amino acids. Lineage: Eukaryota; Metazoa; Arthropoda; Insecta; Hymenoptera; Cynipidae. The record is from RefSeq and is a predicted model, not a curated record. Gene Ontology annotation, cellular component: early endosome membrane. Gene Ontology annotation, molecular function: metal ion binding. The transcript is spliced from 14 exons. Gene Ontology annotation, biological process: endosomal transport.